Molecule: messenger RNA, 1671 nt
Organism: Peromyscus leucopus (white-footed mouse)
Lineage: Eukaryota; Metazoa; Chordata; Mammalia; Rodentia; Cricetidae
Gene: Flt3lg
Product: fms related receptor tyrosine kinase 3 ligand
Exons: 7
Coding region: 92-1225 (377 amino acids)
Biological process (GO): positive regulation of cell population proliferation
Cellular component (GO): membrane; cell surface
Molecular function (GO): receptor tyrosine kinase binding; cytokine activity
Source: RefSeq, a predicted model, not a curated record
GAGGGGCGGUCCCAGGGUCCCCACUCCGGGGCCGAGGGAGCAGGGUGGGGGCCUGGGGAGGAUUCUGGGGACCGGUUUCUUAGAAGGGAAGAUGACUUUUCACUGUAACUGGGGCUCGUGCAGGAAGCCCGAGGGAGCAGCAGGCGGAAACGUGCCCACAUCAAGGGCGGCAGGACCGGGCGGAGGGGUACAGGGGCGAGCAGAGCAGGGGCUGCAGGGUGCGAGGCCUGCCCUUCUGUCCCUCCCCAGACCCUGCCACAGGCAUGAGGGGUCUCCGGCCGAGAUGACAGUGCUGGUGCCAGCCUGGAGCCCAAAUUCGUCCCUGCUGCUGCUGCUGCUGCUGCUGAGCCCUUGCCUGCGGGGGACGCCUGACUGCUACUUCAGCCACAAUCCUAUCUCCUCCAACUUCAACCUGAGGAUCAAGAAGCUGACUGACUACCUGCUUAAAGAUUACCCCGUCACGGUGGCCAUCAACCUUCAGGACGAGAAACACUGCAAGGCUUUGUGGAGCCUCUUCCUGGCCCAGCGCUGGAUGGAGCAGUUGAAGACUGUGGCAGGGACCGAGAUGCAGGGGCUCCUGGAGGCUGUCAACACGGAGAUACAUUUCGUCAGGUCGUGUGCCUUCCAGCCUCUCCCAGAAUGUCUUCGCUUCGUCCAGACCAACAUCUCCCACCUCCUGCAGGACACCUGCUCGCAGCUGUUGGUUCUGAAACCCUGUAUGGGGAAGGCCUGCCAGAAUUUCUCUCGGUGCCUGGAGGUGCAAUGUCAGCCAGACUCGUCUACCCUGCUGCCCCCGAGGAGUCCUGUCGCCCUAGAAGGCACCGAGCUUCCAGAGCCUCCGUCCAGCCAGCUCUUGCUGCUGCUGCUGCUGCUGCCUCUCACGCUUGUGCUCCUGGCCGCUGCCUGGGGCCUUCGCUGGCAAAGGGCACGAAGGAGGACGGCACUCCGCCCUGGGAGGAGACUGAGGCCAAGCGGGAGUCACGUGGCAGACGUUGCACAGCCUGGACACGGGGAAAGUUGGGUGGAGGCUGGCCCCCCUCUUGGACCUCGCUGCCCCUCCAGCUCUCUCCAGAGGACGAAGUCAACAUCAGAAACCAGCAAAAGCCGUACUCACCCCACUCUGUACAAAGUCUUUGCCCCCAUGAACUUGGAUAUAAAUGGUUUUUACCAGCUCUUCCGGACCUAUCUGUGGACGGGACAGGGAGUGAGUGGGUGGGCUGUUUGAGGUUUCAGGAUCUUGGUUUUGCAGUGCUUGGUGAUGUAAUCCCAGCUCUCCAGAAGCUGAGGCAGGACCUCAAGUUUUAAGGCCAGCCUGGAUUGCAGAAGUCUUAUGUCAAAAGCCAAAACCAGCGACAAAAGGUGCUGUUUGUUUUCUGAGGCCUCCAUUGGCCCAGAAUCAGCACUGAGUAAUGAAUGCUCCCUGGAGCCCUGAUGGGAGGCAGGAGCAGCCCAAAUUCCCCAAGGCCACGGCCGCAAAGUGUCGGAGCUUCCAGGAGGCAUGGACUCAGGCUGGGGUGUUUGGGGAGGUUCUCUAGAGUUGCUCACGGAGACUGCCCAGGUGACUCGUCUGGCGUGUUUGUUUCCUGGGGGAGGCGGGUACCCCACCUAACACGCACAGCUGAUGCAAAGGCCUCUGGACACACGGCAGGUGGGCGUGCCCGAACCUGGAAG